AUGUUCAAAGUAAUUCUUUGCCUUACGACUGUCGUUGCCCUCGUCCAUUCCCAUGGAAUGUUGAUGGAUCCCGUUAACCGUGCGUCUCGUUGGCGUUACGAUUCCUCAGCUCCCAUCAACUACGACGAUUCCGAGCUAUGGUGCGGCGGUCUUACAGUUCAGCACAACACCUAUGGCGGCAAGUGUGGUAUCUGUGGUGAUACCUACGGAAAUCCAAGACCCCGAAAACACGAACUCGGCGGCGGACCAUUCGGCGAAGGAGUAAUUGUGAAAACCUAUCCUGCUGAUUCCAUUAUCACAGUUACGGUAAAGGUGACCGUUAAUCACAUUGGUUACUUCUGGUUCGACUUGUGCAAGAUGGAUGGCAAGAAUCGCGAAGAGGAAGAAUGUUUCACGAAAGUUUUGACGGCAGCGGGUGAGGAAAAAUGGUAUGUGCCAUCACGCGAGUCGAAAGAUUAUGAAGUUCAGUUGAAACUGCCUGAUAUUGAGUGUGAACAUUGUGUCUUGCGAUGGACUUAUGUGGCUGGCAACAAUUGGGGACAGUGUGAGGAUGGAAGUCACGCACUUGGAUGCGGACCACAAGAACAUUUCCGUACGUGCAGCGAUAUCUCUAUCAAAGGAGGCUUCAUGUCUGAAUUGGUGGAUGAGAUUCCGGAACAAGUUGAAGAUAACAGCAUUUAA
Messenger RNA from Culicoides brevitarsis, 681 nucleotides. RefSeq lists its product as uncharacterized. Lineage: Eukaryota; Metazoa; Arthropoda; Insecta; Diptera; Ceratopogonidae. The transcript has a single exon. The record is from RefSeq and is a predicted model, not a curated record. Bases 1 to 681 code for a protein of 226 amino acids.